This is a messenger RNA of Pelobates cultripes (western spadefoot toad), 43749 nucleotides long. The record is from the annotation of a GenBank genome assembly. Lineage: Eukaryota; Metazoa; Chordata; Amphibia; Anura; Pelobatidae.
AUGUGGCAGCGGGCACGGAGAGGUCUCACAGCGGGGGUUCUGGGUUGGCUCCGCUCCCGCCUGCCGCUAUUAUACCAGUAUGGACGGCCUCAGCCGUGGAGAGGGGAGUGCGGCGCCCGGGCCCUCAUCCGGGGGUUCCGCUACAAACCGCGGCCGGGGCGGACGGGCAGGCUGCUCGCAGCACUCACCGGGGCCUUCCUGUGGGAGGACGAGAGAGUCCGGGAGGACGAGAUACUCCGGUAUUGCACUGCGCGACGGAAUAUGGGGGCGCUAUGCCCAUUGUAAUGCGUGCAUUGUACUUUAUGGCAGGAGUUCCAUGUGACAGUGAGUGCACAUACAGCACAGAUAGUGAUCCCAUCAGCACGAUCACACUUUAAUACCAUCAGCUGGAUGCUGGGAGUUGCAGUCUACUGGAGACUUUGAUCCCAUCAGCUGGAUGCUGGGAGUUGCAGUCUACUGGAGACUUUAAUCCCAUCAGUUGGGUGGUGGGAGUUGCAGUCUACUGGAGACUUUGAUCCCAUCAGUUGGGUGGUGGGAGUUGCAGUCUACUGGAGACUUUUGAUCCCAUCAGUUGGGUGGUGGGAGUUGCAGUCUACUGGAGACUUUUGAUCCCAUCAGUUGGGUGGUGGGAGUUGCAGUCUACUGGAGACUUUUGAUCCCAUCAGUUGGGUGGUGGGAGUUGCAGUCUACUGGAGAUUUUUAAUCCCAUCAGUUGGGUGGUGGGAGUUGCAGUCUACUGGAGACUUUUAAUCCCAUCAGUUGGGUGGUGGGAGUUGCAGUCUACUGGAGACUUUAAUCCCAUCACCUGGAUGGUGGGAGUUGCAGUCUACUGGACACUUUAAUCCCAUCAGCUGGGUGGUGGGAGUUGCAGUCUACUGGAGACUUUGAUCCCAUCAACUGGAUGGUGGGAGUUGCAGUCUUCUGACUUUUAAUCCCAUCAACUGGAUGGUGGGAGUUGCAGUCUUCUGGAGACUUUUAAUCCCAUCACCUGGAUGGUGGGAGUUGCAGUCUACUGGACACUUUUAAUCCCAUCACCUGGAUGGUGGGAGUUGCAGUCUACUGGACACUUUAAUCCCAUCACCUGGAUGGUGGGAGUUGCAGUCUACUGGAGACUUUAAUCCCAUCAAUUGGAUGGUGGGAGUUGCAGUCUACUGGAGACUUUAAUCCCAUCAACUGGAUGGUGGGAGUUGCAGCCUUGCCGAUGUAGGGCUGGAGCAGUCCAACCCCUUCAUGUUACCCUUGAGUGAUCCAGCUUUGUGCUCUUUGAGACCCAUGUGCUUAGUUUGCCCACUGAGUAGUCAUGUGUACAUUACUUUUACUUGGCUUAUUUGGCUAGUUUUUUAAAUAAAAAAAAAAAAAAAGUUAUGUGGCCCUUUUUUUGAAUGUAUUGUAGUACCGUAUAUAACACAAUUCUGAAAAAUAACUUCAUUAGAAAAUAGUUUGAGGAAGUUGCUUGAGCCUUGAUAUGACUUGGGUGCCAAUGAAAGGAAGUGACAUUGCUAUGUUUUUUAGAUGUCUAAAAAGUAAUUUUCAUCAAACACCACCUUUCUUCAUUUGCCUGCAGGUCAGCUGAAGAAAUGAAACACAUGCAGUUUAUAACUCGUAUGUUUCAGGGACAGACUGUAGCAUAUGACGAGGAUCAAGGAUGGGAGCUUGUGAUGGAUAAAAAGGACUUUAGGUUAUGGAGGCGCCCAAUUGAGGGCACCCACCUUUACCAAUACAGAGGUAAUGCAUGUAAUAAUUUAACUUAAGCCUUUUAAUGUUUCACAACCAAGCCCAUUUUUAAUAUCUGGCAUUGUACAUAUUGGCUGGUUAAUGAUACAAAUGUGCCUUCCUUCUGUUUCAUUUUAUUAAAUGCAAGAUUAUGGUCAAAUAAUGUUAAUUGGGAAAUAGAAUAAUUGCUAUAGCAAUAGCAGGUUAUUGAUAUUGUGUGUUUUAGUAUCUAAUUUUCCUUUUCUCUCUGCAGUAUUUGGUUCAUAUGCAGAUGUCACUCCUCGUCAAUUCUUUAAUGUCCAGGUAGGUGUUUAAUUGACUUCAGACACCGUCUUGACUAUAAAGUUUUGACAAAGCUAAUGUAGGGUUCUUUCACCCACAGUUAGAUACAGAAUACCGCAAGAAAUGGGAUGCACUAGUCAUUAAACUGGAAGUUAUUGAAAGAGAUACCAUGUCUGGAUCCGAAGUUAUUCACUGGGUCACUCAUUUUCCUGUAAGUCUUACUACAUUUGUGUAUGCCUUCAAUUAAUUAUAAGGAAUACGAGUUUCAUUAAAAAAAUUUUUAAAAAAAAUGUAAACCAACUAUUUGCAUAUAUGUAAGGGCAAAGUACUAUAUAGAGGCAGUAGUAACAGAUGGCAUUCAGGGUAUGUGAAUGUUGGAAGUUUAGAGAAGACCUUUAUUAAAGGGUAAAGAAUGUCUUGUUGGUGGGGUUUGUUUGCACAAAGUAACAAUUUAAAAGGACACUCCAAGCACUGACACCGUUUACGUGCAUUUGUUGGGUGUCUGCUUCACAUUCAGUUUCUGGGAUUCUACCUCCCACAUUAUAGUUGUUAUUAUUAUUAUAUCUUUCUAAAAUGUAGUUUAAUGAAUUUAAUUUUAAUCAAUUUGCUUUCUGCUUUGGCCCAUAUUUGGACUGGAGUGUUCCAUUAAAAAAGGGGAAUAAGUAGUUUUAUCUUCUUUUAAUGCGGCAAUCUAAUAUUUAAAUCAUUUAUCUGUUUUAACAGUAUCCUAUGUAUUCCCGGGAUUAUGUCUAUGUACGGAAGUUUCAUGUUGAUCAUGAGAAUAACGUAAUGGUUCUGGUGUCUCGGUAACUAUUUAACAGUUUUGUGGUUUGUUUGUUUUGUUUGUUUUAAUAUAUUUAAUGGAAAUAAGGCUGUGGAAACACUGGCUGUUACUUGCAAACACUGUUUCAGAAUUUUAAUUUAAUUUGGGUAUGUUAACCUUGUCAAGGUGGAAAUUUUUAUUAAUCACAUCCUAAGAUUAUAUAUGGUGCAUAUCUUAAAACAAGAAGUUACAGGCCUCUCUGAACACAAAGGAAUGUGUUUAUCAGUUCCUUGUAAUGAUAAAUAGCUAAGUAAUCUCUCUGGCACUAAUCUGGGAUCAGUCAUUAACAUGGGUUUAGAGCAAAUGUAUGUUAUCUUCUUUAAUGAAAGCAGUCACAUUUACACGUUAAACCAUAUUUACUGGUAUGAAAGAUUUUCUAAAUCAUUGAACAUGCAUCAGCAUGAUUUGCAUGUUAGUUGAGAUAUGGAUUUAUUUUCUAUUCAUGCAUUUACACAGUGCCAUUUAUACAAAUUGAAUUGCCUUGUCCAAAAUGGUGUUAGAACAGUUUAGUUCUUUACUGAAUAUAUUUUGCGUGUCUUCGUGGAAAUGAGUGAGUGCCACUCAUGCAUGCAAAUACAGUAUUGAGGACUUGCAUUAAUAUACACUGACAUCCUCACGUCAAUAUUAAAUCUAUAUAAAUUACUCCCAUUAAAUCCUGAAAGAAAGUGACUUGGCACUCCUUUGCAGGGGACAAUAGGAGUUGGAUGAAAUAAUUUACUGGACCUUAAACCAGGAAGGAAGUGGGUCUAAUCUGGAGGAGGAAAUAGAAAUGUGAAACUCUCUUUUUAAUAUAGGAUCUAUUGUACUGGAAAAAUCCUCAUUAAAAUGUCCCUUUUAAAAAUCCAAUUUUUUCCCACACACUUUCUUGUGGACAGUUAGGAUCAGUAAUUGAUGACUUACUCAUGCAAAACAACUGAAAAAUGUGAUGGCUAUUGUGAUUUUUGUUUUUCUUACUUUAGUUUUUGGUUAUUGCAUUUUUUCUCCAAACAUCAUUCAAAUGUUGUUAAUCUUGGCUUUGCAGAGCGGUUGACCACCCAGAUGUCCCAGAGUCGCCAGACUAUGUGCGGGUUCGCAACUAUCAGUCUCAGAUGGUUAUCACACCGCACACUACAUUUGAUGAGGUAUGACAUUGACAUCUUGUUCUUUGUUAGUCUGAAUAUAGUGUAUGGUUUUGGUUUUUUUUCUACAAUUUAAACAUUUUAAAGAGACAUUAUUGUCACCAGAAAAACUACAGCUUAAAGGGACACUAUAGUCACCAGAACAACUACAGCUUAUUGAAUUUGUUCUGGUGUGUAUAAUCACUACCUUCAGGCUUUCUGCUGUAAAAACUGUCUUUUCAGAGAAAAUGCAGUGUUUACAUUACAGCCUAGUGAUAACUUCACUGACCACUCCUCAGAUGGCUGUUAGAGAUCCUUCCUGGGUCAUGGAUGCCUAAAAUGCAUCCAAACAUUCAGUGUCUCCUCCCUCUGCAUGCAGACACUGAACUUUCCUCAUGGAAAUGCAUUGAUUCAAUUCAUUUCUAUGAGGAGAUGCUGACUGGCCAGGGCUGUGUUUGAAUUGUGCUGGCUCUGCCCCUGAUCUGCCUCCUUGUCAGUCUCAGCCAAUCCUAUGGAGAAGCACUGUGGUUGGAUCAGGCUACCACUUUUGAUGUCAGCAGACCGCUUUUCUGAGGCAAACAGCAUGCAGAACUACAGCUUCAGGCUUGGAUACAAGUAAGAUUUUACUAUAUUUAUGGAGGCAUGAGUGGCUAGAUGGUGGUUUUAACACUAUAGGGUCGGGGUUUGUGUUCAUGACCCUAUAGUGUUCCUUUAAUGUAAUUGUUCUGAUGUCUAUAGCAUGUCUCUGCUGGCAUUUUGCUGUAAACACUCAUUUUCAUAGAAAAGCCAAUGCCUUCAUUGCUCCCUAGGGACACCUCCAGUGGCAGUCACUCAGACGGCCUCUAGAGGUGCUUCCUGCAUCGGUGUUGCACUGAUGUACACCGUCUCCACACUCUGCAUGGAGAUGCUGAUCUUUCCCCAUAGAGAUGCAUUGAUUCAGUGCCUCUCUCUAUGAAAAGAUGCUGAUUGGCAGGGCAGUGUUUGGCUCCACCCCCCUGAACCGCCUCCUUGGCUGAGAUCAUCAGAAUUGACAAUCUCAGCUAAUCUAAUGCUUUCCAAUGGGAAGGAGCCAGCAGACCAGCACGACGCUGGGGAAAAACGGUAAGGUUUAUAGCUAUUUAAAGGGACUCUCCAGUGCCAGGAAAAUAAACAGUUUUCCUGGCACUGCAGAUCCCCUCUCCCUCCCACCCCCAUCCCAAGUUGCUGAAGGGGUUAAAACCCCUUCAGUGACUUACCUGUAUCCAGUGCCGAUGUCCCUCUGCGCUGGUUCAAGGUCUGCCCACGCUUCUCCCCCGCCGAUGUCAUCUGGCGGGGAGACCCAUUGCGCAUGCGCGGCUGCCUGCGGUGGGAGACCUAAUGCUUUCCUGUGGGGAUUUCACAAAAUGUGUGCUAUAAACCCGGCAGUGCCCUCUAGUAGACAGCCACUAGAGAAGGAGUUAUCCCUGCAAGGUAAAUAUUGCAUUUUAUGAAAACUGCAAUAUUUACAGUUGCAGGGUUAAGGGUAGUGGGACUUGGCACCCAGACCACUCCAAUGGGCAGAGGUGGUCUGGGUGCCUGGAGUGUCCCUUUAUAUAUAUAUAUAUAUAUAUAUAUAUAUAUAUAUAUAUAUAUAUAUAUAUAUAUAUAUAUAUAUUUAUUUUUAAUUCUUUGUUAAAAAUUUACAUUUAUCAUGUUCUAGCAGAAAGGCUUUAUUUGCAGAAACCACUUUCAUUUUACUUAUUUUUUAUUUAUUUUUUUCAUAAAACUAUUUAUAAAAUAUUUUACCAGGAUGGAUACAUUGAGAUUUCUCUCGUUUUUAAGUAUGUCCAUUGCAUUGUAUUGUUUCAAUAGGAUACAAUAUUACAAAAAAAUAUAUAUAAUACACACACACACACACUUUUAAUACAUAACAGGUAAUAAAUAUAUUCAACCAUGAUGGGUGCAUUCUGUGCUGAGGUAUAUAGCCAUAGAUCUCUUAAAAUAUUUUAGUAUAUUCAGGGACUUAAUUGUCAUUUCUAAGUUUGAGAUAAAAUUAAAAUAACCUCCUACAGGGUCUACUAGGAAUGCAAAAAUGUCUAAUCACUUCUAGUAUGUGUUUUGGACAUUUGUAAAAAUGUAGUUUGCUACCGUUUUAUGCAUUAUGGUAUUAAAAAUCAUAUUCAAAACAAAAAUCAGUUUUAAAAUGUUAUAAUGAAAAGAUACUUUUUGAUUUUCAUAACUUUCUCCAAAUCAACGUCUGAGACCAAUAAUUGCCUAUCCAGUGCUUCCUAAUGUUUUUUGUGGGAACUCUGUACAUUUUCUGCAGUUAAGUUGUUAGUUUCUUUUUUGGGAAAAAAAACUAAUAUCUGCCUUGUCGGUAAACUGUGCUCCUGUUUAUAUAUGUUUUAUGGAAGACUUCACACUGUCAAGCUAGGAAAGAGCACUUACAAGUUAUUUGACGGAGUGCAGGCCAUAUAAUAUAUUGUACUCCCCAAGUAAUGUAUCUCUUCCUGACUUCAGUGAAGUCGUUGCACCACCAACUUGCAACAAACAUAAGAGGUGGCAAUGGUGUUUGCAGAAUAUAUUCAGCUACAUUUUCUACUUGUGAGGGGAGGUUUACCAAGGCACAAACAGAUGCUGUUCUUGAGCAAAACACUAAAUAAAGAGCAAUCACCUUGGAAACCAAUAGAGAUGGUAUCGUAACAUUUAGCUCUUUGCAACUAAAAUGGCACCUGUUUUGCCUUGGCAAAUCUCCCGUUGGUGUGAUAGCUAGCCUAACACCAUAUCACUGGGGCAUUUUCCUCUCUAAACACAUUUAGUUCCUUUUUAAUACUGGAAUGGUUCCAAAAACAUAUUUCGCUUACCAGAUGCAAACAAUGUCGCGACUGCUAAUACUUUUAUAUUUGGGGGUGCUUUUGGCCAACACCACUAAACCAUGAACUGUAGCUAGGAACUCCUGUCUUAUAUAGUCAGAUUAGGUUAAUCUUGACUUAAUUUAAAAUAACUCUUCUUUCCUUAGAAUGGCUUCGAUUAUUUGCUGACUUACAGUGACAACCCACAGACAGUGUUCCCUCGCUACUGUGUUAAUUGGAUGGUGUCGAGUGGUAAGUCAUUGUAAAGUGUUUUGUUUGAAAUGUGGCAAUGCCUUCAAGACUUUGCUAGGCAAUAUUUGAAAGAUACGGUUUGCUGUAGUGUUAUUGAAUGGGUAUUUUAAAGGAUUUGCGUUACACCUGUGUCUAGUGCCUAUUUAUAAAGCCAUGCUCUAUUUAGUGUGUAAAUGUGUACUUGUAUGCAAUCUGUUAUGUUUACCUUUUGUAUAUUACAUAAUGCAGACAUGAUAUUGGUUUUUGAUACUAGAUACAUCUUGCUCAUUUUCCACAGGAAUGCCAGAUUUUCUGGACAAGCUACACCUAGCAACUUUGAGAGCCAAGAACAUGGAGAUUAAAGUGAAAGACUACAUCUCUUUACGACCUCAGGACUGUGAUGGCAGGGCUAGCCCUGAACGAAAGUCCAGUGUUACAAAUCCUCCUGCACAAAUGGAAUAUGCCUAAAGGGUACUUUCAUCCCUUUUUCUACUCCUGACAUAAGGCAAGGUCACAUGUUUGUGAUAGACUGAAGAAAUCCAGCUAAGGACUGACUGCUGCCAACUUUCAUCCCAUACUGGAACAAAGUGGUUUCCUUAGAGGAUUAAUUUAUCUCUGUAUUAACAGGUGUAAACUCCAUAUCGGCUUCAGAAUGACUAUUGGACUUUAAAUGAUAGUCCCAGCAUGAAACGGUGGGGGCUGAAGUGGGCAUUAAGGGCAACAGCAGUUAGCAGGAUUUGUUAUUCCUUGUUAGGUUUGUGUGUGGAAGAUUCUGCGUGUGAAAUAAGUCAGACAAGGGCCAUGUCAAAAUUGAUCUGCUUUUAUAUAGGGUAAGCAUAUCCUUUAACUGUCUAAAAGUAUUGUUUUGCAGCAAGGCUUGUUUGGGGGCAAUGUUUUUGGGUUUUUUUUCCCCGUAUUUUUUUUUUUUUUUUAAACCCAUUAAGGACACAUGAUGUGUGACCUGUCAUUAUUCCCUUUUAUUCCAUAAGUUUGGUCCUUAAGGGGUUAAACAAGCAGCUUGAUUGUUUACACCUAUUUGUAUAUUUACCAAUAUUUUCAGACCUAUGCUGUGACGGGUGACAACUUUGCCAUCGUCAAGGCAACAUAUACUUGUCUUGUUAAGUGCCUUGACUGCUGGCCUAUUCUAUUUUUUUUUUUCUCUUUUGAUAUGAAGAAAUCAUUUGAUUAUGUAAACUAGUAGAACAACAUUUGAGUACUGGGAUUAUAGACUUUAAUGUAAUUGAUAAUAGCUUGCAGUAAAAAUUACAUGGGGUGUAUUUAUUAAAAUUGGUACCAUGUGUAGGUUUAAAUAGAUCAGCCUUUAGUAACCAGGACAUGAUUAUAACACUUCAAAUCUGGUUUCCCAAGAAGAACGAUAGAUACUGCAUCUCAAAUGUUAUACUAGUGAUUUUGAAGUCGUACACCAGAUAUUUUCAACUCACUGUACUUAUGCAUAUGUCGUAAAUUGUAAUGUUUAUCACUAUGGAUAGUGUAAUAUUCUAAGAAUCUCUUCACUAAGCCACAGAUAGUAAGGCAGCUAAACCUAGUCAGCACAAGGUGCAAAACAAAUAACUCAUGCAAAAAUAGCAUUAUAGUACUUCUUUCUAAAGUAACCGAAACUACUAUAUGUUGUGAUAGCCACACCGCAGCCCGUUGAUGGAAUAAAUGCAAGUCUUGGAAGAUUUCAGCCUCUGUUAUUAUCCCUGUGUUCUAUACACAAUCCUAGAAUGUGUGCAGCCAAGCUUGUUCCACUGGGAUUGAGCUACGUGCAUUGAAGCAGAUUUAAUUACACACCUUAGUCCAAUGACAUGUCCCCUUUAAGGAAGUUCCAUUAUGCUAAGAAAACAAUCCAUAUUAUAUUAGUGAUAAGUAGUGCCCACAGCUGUUGAAUAAAAAAAAUUUGUAGAUGGGAUCACAUAUCUUAGCCCAAGUUAAAAAUGUCUCCUGCAAAGUCAAGCUCGAACCUUAAAUGUUAAGAACACAGACUCUUAAAACACCUAACUAGGUUUUGCAGAUUAUUUUUUAAAUGUCCCCUGUCCUGAGGAAACCUAACUCCAUGUCUGCAGGAAUUUUAAGGGACACUCCAGACUAGUCAACUCCCCCACAUACAUUUCUUAAUUACAUAGAUGAUGUAUUACAAAGUGCAAAUAAUGUAAAUAUACUCCCCAGGAAAUGCAACUACUGUAGUGAGCUUUCUCUAGAACUGUAUGUUGCAAUGCCAAUUCUGUUCCUGUAGCAUCCAAUAUUAGUGAUGAGCAUUGCAAAGGAUUUGUAUGAGCUGUAUUAAAACUUUAUCUACUAAAAGCUGUACAACCUGCAACUUGAUUGAUCUAAAAAUGAAAGAACCCAUGAUUUGUUUAAUUAACGUCAUUAUCUUUAUAGAUGAAGCUAAUUGUGGACUUUACUGCUCCGAAUUAUACAAAUAUACUUGAUGAAAUCAGUUACAGCUGUAUUUUUGGAACAGACAGGUAAAGAGUGGGAAUGGAUAGAAAAGGUGAACCCAGCAUGAUUAAAUUAAACUUAAUGUGUUGUACCUAACUCAGUUGCAUAGUAAUCUAUGUUGUAAAAAAAGACUCCAGUCCAUUAAGUUUAAACCUUUUAUAAACUUUUUAUUUUGUCAUGCAUGUAGGAAUAUGGAGCCUUUGUGUCUUAAGUUUCCUUUAAGAAAGGGCCAGUACCAGUCCAGUUGUAUAGGUUAUCGUUGCACAAGAUCAGAUUUUUGUUGUUGUAGUUCUUUGUAAUUUCCUUUUUUCAGGUAUGGUUUCAAGUGUGGGAUUACAUAGAGUAGUUACAACACACACACACACACACACACUCACUCACUCACUCACUCACUCAGCCCACUCAACCCAAAUGAUCACAAUCUUGGCCUUAAUAUUGUCAUUGACUUGUUUUCAUUAUAAGCCGUAGAAAUUGUAACCUUGUACUAUUGUUGAAGCUGUGGAUUGUAACUUCUAACGUAUACCAUGUCUGCCUGCAACUGCAUUUUUUUUUUUAAAUUUGAGAUGAGGGAAUAGUUGCAUGACACCUGUUUUACAUGCCUUAUGCGGACCGUAGGGAAUUAUUUAAAAGCGCAUUAUCCAGCAGGUGGCUAGUUAAUUCCAAUGCCAGCUAACUACCAUACGAACACUGCAGUGUGUUUUGUAAGAGAGGCGUGCGUAUACUAAGCUUUAUUUUUGAUUCCAUUCCUGUUUUAAUAGGCAAGCUCCUUAACCAUUUGCUCUGCUCAAAUGUUCCACAUUCAAAACCCACACUUUGGGUGGGGGGGAAAUCACGUUGUUUAAUGCAUGAACAUUUGCUUAUAGCUGCAAUUUUCCCUAAAAAGCAUUUUGAGAGGCUAGUAAUAAUUUCCUGAAAAUAACAGCACUUAAAAGAUGGCUUUUACAUUUUUUUUUUUUUUUUUGCAGUUUUUAUGUUUUUUUUUUUUUUUUUAGAAGUUCAUCUUAUUACUUCCCUCGCCAAUUAACAACUUUUAACGGACCAAUACUCUGGAAAAAGUCUGUUUAUUGGGUGCGUGAAACCAUUUUGAAAAUUCAUAGUUCUGCACAGUGGAGAGGUUAAGCGACCUAUGUAACACUUUUUAACGAGGUCUUUAAUUUGUUUUCCCUCCAUUAUCCUUGACAAUGCAAGGAGGUGAAACUAUUCCAUGAUUAACAGUACUUUACGUUCAUAUCAAUCCUUUGAUGGAUCUGAUCUUGUAAUCAUUGGUUACCAUUAUGUGUUUGCACUACUUGGCAUUGGGACAUCCCAAUCAUAUGAUGUUACAUUUGUGCUAAUGGCAUCUUUCGUAUCAAAUCAAACUAAUGUGAUUAAAAUAUUUAAAAAAAAAAUACUAAAAGCGUUGGCUAUGUUUUAAAAUCAUUUUAUAUAUUGGAAGAGGGGGUUGCAGAUUAGUUCCAGAUUUAGACUAUUCUGUUAAAUUGUCUGUGUGUGUGGAAGGUAUUAUACUAUGAGCAAUUUACUGAAACGUCUUCAGAAAAUUAAAAUAAACAAUAAAAAAUACUUCUUAUCCAAGGGUCUAAAAAGGUAGACUUCUCUACUUGUUUUGACACAAAAUAAUUUCAUCUAGAAACAUUAGAUCCCUGGAUAUUGACAUGGUUAUUGUAACGAGUCCCUCUCCUACCUUUCCAGUUUGACAAUGAUGUGCAUGUUUUUAAUGUAAACAUGGACUUUUCAGAGAAAGGGCAGUGUUUCCUGCCUCCCCCAUUGUGUUUGUGAUAUGUAUGGUGGCUGUGUGUGUGUGUGGUAUGCAUCGGGAGCAUGCACUAGCAGUGUGUAAAAUGUGCUAUUUUUAAUCCUUGGUGGUCCAGCUGGAGGAUAAAAUUUGCCUGGUAGUCCAGAGGAGUGGAGGUUAACACUUGGUGAACCAGUAGAGAGGCUGCUUGACUGGUGGUUCAGUUUGCCUGAUAAACUGGGGAUAGUUAAAAUGUGCCCUGGUGGUCAAGUGGGAUGGGUUUAAAACUCACCAGUUUGUCCAGUGCAUGAAUGUGAGGUCUGAGGUAGACCUUUAUAAUUUCUCCCUCACACCCUUGGCAUUCAGUGAGUCAGAAAGCAUACUGUGAAAUUCCAGUAGCUGCAAUCUGACUCAUUAGAGAGGGACUGCAAGGGACCAAUGUAUGAGGUCUGCUCUUGCACAGACCUUAUGCUACCUGCUUGGGCCCUGCCCUCCUUGGGAGCUGCCCUGCCACAUGCCCGCGUCAGGGCUAAAGGAAAAAAUAAUCUACCUUCCCAGUGUGCGGAACUGCAUGUCCCAAGGAAUUGCUGUAAAAUAGUGCUGCCUUUUUCUACCAAAUUACUAUUCUUUACAGACUAGUUUAGUCAUUUAACAUUUAAUUGUAAGGAAACAAUACUUUUCCAUCGUCAUUAUAUUGGCCUGAAUUUUAAGAUUUGAUUUUCAAUGCACCACAACUCACGGGGUUAUUUAUUUAAGGGAGAAUUUAAAGUGAAUUUAAAAUUUUAAGGCCACCGUAACUGCAAGCAUAGCUAGCUUGGAGAAUUUUUCCAGUUUGGCUAUUUUGACCUUAAAUGUGAAAGUUACUUUAACCCCUUAAGGACAGAGCUUCAGAAGCUUGUCUUUCACUUAAUGACAACAGCAUUUUUUUGCUGUUUGCGUUCAACUGCAAUUUGCAUUUUACUAAUUUAUUGCACCGACGCAUAUUAUAUAUCGUUUUUUAAAUGACAGAAAGGGCUUUAAUUUGAUGAUAGAUAUAUAUAGAUAUAUAUAUAUCUAUUUAUAAAAAAAUACAGAAAUAUGCAAAAUUAAAUUUUUUUUUAUUUUUAUUUUUUACAGUUUUUGCAAUAAUGUGUUCAUAAUUAGUGCAGGUUAAGGAAAGUAAUUUAAAAUAAAUUCAUUUAGUUGUUCUGAUUUACAGAAUAUAUAAUAAUGUGUCUGGGAUUUUAAGUUUGGUUUUUUUUUUUGGUAGUUACAGGUCACAAAGCACAAGGAGUAAAAUAGACUUUUAAUGUGGAGCGAUUUUAGAAUUUGGUAUGUUUGUCUUGUAAGCUUAAUAGCCAUAAAAGAAAACAAAAUUGUCACACAAAAGUAUAUAUUUAUAGAAAGUAGACAUCACAGGUUAUUUAUCUAGGGUUGUUUUGACACUUUCUACGUAGCCAUUUCACCGCAAACCUCUGCUAAAUAUUGGAGUAAAAUUGUGUUUUAUUUAGUUUUUGGCACACAAACUUAUAACGAACUUCUUGUGUGUAUUUUGUAAAGUUGGUGUGUGCUAUUCCUGUACAAAGUUUUAUUUUGUGUUCAGUUACAUCUGCUGAGUAAAAUGACACCCCCAUUGUAUGUCUUUGGCACUAUUUCGUGAAGCUACAGUGCCAUAUAGGAGACCUGUCCUUUUCAGUACUCGGUAGAAUUUUGUGAGACGGAUUUAAUGAGCCUAUGCUUCCAUUUAGGGUAUUAUAACAGUUUGACUGUUCAAAAAAAACCCACAAAGGCCUACCAUUUGUAAAAGUAGACACUCCAGAGUAUCUCAUAAGGUGCAUAUUGUGCCUUAACAUGCCCCCAUUUUUUCACCAAUAGAUGCCAAAGUAUGUGGUCAAAAAUAAUUUUGUGUGUUUUUUACAUAUGGAUUGCAUUUUGUAUAUUUCACAUGUGCCACUAAGUUCAAACCCCCCAAAUUAUGUUCAGCUAAGUCUCCUGAGUAAAAGGACACCCCCCAUUGUAUGUCUUUGGCACUAUUUCGUGAACCUACAGUGCCAUAUAGGAGACCAAGCCAUAUCAGUUUUUAACCGAACUCUGAAUUUUGACGCUGGGCCUAUGUGCAAUUUCCAAGCAUCUUAGCAGGUUUUAAAUCCUUAAAACCUUAGUGUAGGAUCAUUUAUUUUUUUGUUAGUUUGUACCAAGUCUAGUUGCAAUUAGCAUUUUUUAUUUUUUUUGAAUUUUUUAUUUUUGCAGUGCAUAUAAUGGAUACAGACUGGCUUGAGGUACCCCAAAGGCAUUCCUCGAGCUGCUUAACAUAAGUAACAAGUAGGGUAAUCGCUAGGCAAUGCACAAUUUUAUAGUAUAUAGUAGCAAUAACGUUGGUGAAACAUAAGAGUCGUAAAAUAGAGUAAGUAACAAGCGUAUGACAUAUCCCCUUACUGCUAAGAGAUGGGUACUAUGUGUAGAUAGUCAUGGUAAGGUAAGGGGUACAGUAGAGUUUACCACCACAGACAGCCCCAACACCCUGGCUAGCACCCUAUAUGAAUGGUAGCAGAUUAGAUUGCAUUACCCUCUGGACCUGUUGUAGCAAGCAAAGUGUAACGCUAUCAGGUAACACAAGUAUGGCAAACCAGAAGUCCAAUAUGGCCCCAAUUCUGGGUAGGCGCUGGGGUCAGGGAUCCAUCUUGGUGGUCAUCCUAUCCCCCUUGUAGGGAAUGUAGUUACCCAGAGUGCUUGGCUUCUCAGGCUGUCAGGCAGGGGAGACGUCUUCAUAUUUUUGUGCAGCAGUCGCUUUCUACUCCCCUCACCAUCCCUGCGUGUUUCCUUCUGUAUGGUGCUGGGGUUAAAGAGCUUCAGGGUUUGCCGGCCGGCUAAUUUUACCGCCUUACGCCGCUUAGGCCGUCGUCGCUGGCUCCGGUAUGCUGGGCUCGCGGUGUGUGCAGCAAGGCGCUUCGGGGAGUAGCGGGAUGGUUCAGGAGGUGCCUUGAUGGUCUCCGUGGGUGUCAGCCUGCUCUCCAGCGCCCUCCAAAAGGCAUCGAAGAUUGCCUCCAGGCGCUGGUAUGUGUCAGGUAUCUCCCCUCCAGGAGUAAGCAGACGCGUGUCGUCCGCCAUCUUAGGUAGUGCUCCACCUUGCUCGCAGGUGUUUGCGGCUCUGCUGCGGCUCUCUGAUGGGGUUUGGGAGCCAUCAGGGUGGGGACCGGGAUAACCCCCACCAGUCCAAAGGGGGGGGGGGGUAGCAGGGCUCCAGGUACAUGCUCAGCACUUUGAUCGCGCCAGUCUGGGAGAGCGGCCGCCUCUCCCCUCCUCAGCGCUCACUAGGCCUCAGUGGAUCUUGGUGUCUGGAGUGCUUGAAAAGGCUGUUAGAAGCAUUCGCAGGUCAGGUCUUUUUACAUGUAGUUGGGGGUAAGUCGCUUGGUGCCCAGUUUUGGAUAUUUCCGUCAAAAUAGCAAGUUUGCUUAGUGUGUUCCUGGGAGCUCACAAGAAACACAACCAGUCACCAUGAGUGUCAGGCCCCGCCCCCCGCAAUUAGCAUUUUUUUCUGCCUUUUUGACACACAGUUGGAGAUGUUACUGUAUAUUUUGCUAUCCUUAUGUGUGCUACAGCAGUAUAACACCUACCAUGUUGCUCAGCUAUGUCAUGUCAGUGCAACGAUAACCCCAUGUGUAACUUUCUCAGGGUUAUGUGGGUGUUGAAGGGGCACAUUGGAGACACACCACUUCCAUAUUUUUCAAAAGUGGAUGCUGGGCCCAAGUCUCAUUGUAGCAGCUCAGGACUGCAAAUUAUCUCUCAAAGGCCACACAUAUUUUUAAGUAUAAGCAGCUCAUCAAUUCAAAUUAUGAACAAGUGCAUACUAUUUGCUGUGAAAAGGGGGAAUAGUUGGGGUAAACUUAUACGGGGGUAGUACCCAGUCAUCUGCAUCCCGGGCAAAGCUGUCAUGGAUUCCGAAACCAAAACACAGACAGACCACAAAGAGAGAACACAGAGAGAAACUUGUAAUACCGGUCCUUAGAAUGGCCGGGCUAUACAAGCAGAGAAUUGUCAAGGUACAAACAGAGGUCAAAGGAGUAAAGAGAAACGGAACAACGAUAGGACAAGCCGAGGUCAAGGAUCAGAGAAGACAGGAUAAGUGGGAGACAAAGCCAAGAUUUUGGUAGACAGAUGACUAAAAAAAAAAAAUCACACCCCAAAACUGGUCUACUUAUUCGGCCUGGUUGUGAAAAAUGUUAAAACAGUGGCCAAUACAUAGGCCGGGCUGAGAGGGGCAAUCAGGGCAGUAAUAGCUGGUCUCAGCUCUUACGCCGCUCUUGUAACACACCCUGCACCUUUUCUGGGGGUUUUGUUUUUUUAGGGGUUGGUGGAAUCUUAAAGCAGAAGUGACCUGCCUCCAUUCUUCUGCUAGGCUCCACUGAUGGUCUCCUUGUGUGGCACUCAAGUAGCCCAGAAAUGAGGUCAAACUUGAACGAAAGAAAAGUGAUUUUCAGCCCAGCAUUUGCCUUUUUAAAAAUGACAAAUGCAUUGUGUAUUGCCAUCUGCAUCAGAUAUAUGCCCAAUUAAAUAAUGGGGGAACGACAGAUCCCUGUGGACUACCAAAAACAUUUUUAAGUAAAUAGGACAUCCUACUCUCCCUUGAUGACCCCACCUGUGGUUAGUGGAAUGGGCUACCUAAUUAAAAUAAACAGGGAGACCUAUUUUACCCCCUAGGCCCAACCAAUUGGCGGUGGGUGGGGGCUAUUCAUUUAUUAAUAAGGGAGUGGCCUAAUGUGAUCCUACCAUCACCCAUCCGUUGGGGCUAUUCAUUUUGUAAACAAAGGGGUAAGUCUAUACUGUAUCAAAUACUAGUAUAGACUAAAGGGGUGGCACAACAAACAUGAACCAUACAACCUGUAUACACUAUAACACAGUUCUUCAAAGAAUCUAAAAUAUGAAAAAAAUCACAUAAUAGUGAAGCAUGUAUAGGAAUAUAUGAUUCAAUCCCGUAGGUAGAGAACUUACAAGACCAUGCUGUAGAUCUGCGCUUGUCUCCCUUCCAUAGGGUAUUUAAGUAGCGUAUUCUUUCUCAGUAGGCUUGUGUGUAUGGACCAAAAAGGCGUAGAUUCAGAACACCCAAUCCUCAAAUAAAAAGAGGUAUAUAGAGCAGUAUUGCAAACAAAAAUAGAUUUAUUAAUACAAAUUGCACUUACAUCAAGUGAAGAUUAUAGCAGCAUAUCACCACUCACAAGUGGUACCGAGGAAAAGAAGUCCCUCUAUGGUAGUAUAAAAAUAUAAAAAGUAAUGGGGGGCGGAGCUUAGCCGCGGAACCGAGCGGUCGCACACACGGAGAGCUCCGGCAAACACGCGACAAAAUCGACGAGAAAAUACAACAAACAUAAAACCAAAAGAGCCCACAUACCUCCGGAAACCUGCGGGCAGACCGGGAGAGCAAAACAGACACCCGACUGAUGCCCUUUACAUUCCAGCAGACGGGUCGGAGAGUCCGCCGUAAAACCAAGGCCUACCCAGACUACAGGGCCCUUGAUACGGCACUAUACAGCGCAGCACUCUCCUUAACUGCACAGCCAGCACCCACCGACCCGGACACCAUGGGGAGAAAAUCCCAGCGGACGGCAGCAGGUGCGUGCAAAGACACCCAUGACAUUAGCACCAUGCUCCAGCGCCCGGCGGGCUCAAAGAUGGCGACCACGCCUGACCCAGAGACUAUCUCCACAUGCUCGGAUCAGGCUGAGGGGGAUACACCAGAUCAUCGGUUGCCCCAAGACAUACAAGCGGACCCAGAUGCUUUAACACCAGCCACCAAACUGGACAUUAAAAACCUUCUGCGGGAACUAAAACAAAUGACAGCGGCAGACAUGGCCAUCAUGAAAACGGAGGUCCAAGCGGUCACGGACCGUGUGAAAGCCUCAGAGGAAGAUAUCAACGACAUACAACAAGAAAUACAAGGCCUUAAAGAAACGGUAUCACACCUAAAAUCCUCUCACUCAACUCUGCUCAGCAAACUUGAGGCAACUGAAGAGAGGAGCCGCAAAUGCAAUGUAAAAAUAAGGGGAGUCCCCGACGAUAUCAGCCAGUCAGAGUUGCCGCAUUAUCUCAGGCGACUGAUGACCACCAUAUUGCCACAUGCACAGGCCAAAAAACUGGCCGUCGCAGAGAUGUUUCGCAUCCGCAAAUCACCACAGGCACCCCCCCAAGCAACCAGGGAUGUAAUCGUCAGGUGCAAUACUCAGGCAGACAGGAACGCCAUCUUUGCAGCGAUAAAGGGCAAAACGCCACUGGACUUUGAAUCCGCAAGUCUCACCUUUUACCAAGACUUAACACGAUCCAUACUUCAAUGGAGACGAAACCUACGCCCAGUGACCCGUCGCCUCCAAGAAGCCAAAGUAACCUACCGUUGGACAACACCCAAAACCUUGUCCGUGGACCACAACGGCACUACUCUGCAUCUCACCUCUACCCAGGAAGCGGACUCCUUCCUCAAGGCGCUGAAGCUCUCACAGAGACCAGAUCCACCUGACGAGCCCACCAGCUCCCAUAUAUGGGACCCCACCAGAACUGUCCCUUUUGUACCGAGGAGACGGGAAAUCCCGAUAGUGGACACUUGACGUACAUGACUACCACUCAGCCCGCCGAUGGGAAUUUACCAGAGUUAACCAUAAUGUUCUUUCUAUUACCUGUUCACAGUUAACAUAGAUACCAAGGGUUUAGCACCAUAGAGGGAACCUAGCAGGGCACACACCCAUAUAACACUUACUUAAGCUAAACGGCCGACUCACAGGAGUUGACCCACAUACCAACACCACAAUUGAGGGGCACCACAAUCCCCACAACAGCCACCGUUAAGCCGGAGCAUGCUCAUAUAUCAAUAAUACCUCUCCACCAACCCCCCCGAGGCCCCCGUCGGUUAGGGGUCAAGGACCACACACACACACACAUAGUACACCUACCCAGGAGGCACACGAGCCAAUUUCAUGAUAGGGAAACCUAAGAUUAUACACGUCACACCUAGCCACAAUGCCCUGGACUAGGGAUACAUUGGCGAGUAGUGUGGUGAGAACCCGUGGCUCCAUGGCCUCCACUAAGACCUACUCACACGAAAUAAGCAGAUAUAGUACACCAAUCUAAGUAGAACAUGGUAUGGAACACCAAGAUAAUUACAUGCAACUUAUCACCUUAGUGGGACUCAUGGCGACACAACGCCAGAUCAAGCAGGAUUGUUGUAGCGUGUAAAACUUACCUUACAGAAACCCUGGGUACUAGGUUAUGGGACAUGCAGCACCACGUUCAUAGUUAACCACCAUUUUAGUAACUUGUUCUCUCAAAACCAUGAUAUAAACUUAAGCGUAGACAGAAUUGUCACAUAGAGAUCCAGUCUAGCAUGUUUAUUGCCAACUGUCGAAACCUCAUAACCUGUCUUUUUCAGGGUCUGAACAAACUAGUAAUGUUUAAAAUGCCAGACUUUGCAACGAAACCCUUGUAAAUACUUAUUGUCAUAUAUAAACAAAAGGUAUGCUGCUUUUUGAACCUAGGCAAUGUAAACCUAUACCAUCAAUCUCCUUACUCAAAAAACAAAAAUGUGCGAUAUCUACUGCCAACCCCUAUGUUACACUGUACAUACUGCGCUAGAGGACUGCCUUUGGGGUACCUCCUAAGCAAUUGUUAUAUCUGUACGCACUACAAAAAUAAAGAAUUUAUAAAAAAAAUAAAAAUAUAAAAAGUAAUAAUAUACUAGAAACAAUAAAAUAACAAAAAAGAAAAAAGUAUUCCUGAUCAGGAAUACUUUUUUCUUUUUUCUUUAACAGCGCGACCAGGCCCUGUAUGAUGACAUCCCGCGCUGGGAGGAAGAGACAGCCCCAGUCACUCCUCCCAGAAUACACAGAGCCCACGUGGGAGGAAGAGAGGAGGGAGUCAGAGUGGGAACCCUGACUCCCAUCAACCUGAGCCACCACUGGACCCCAGGGAAAGUCACCUUCCUGCACCUAAAAGGUAGGAAACAGGAGGGUGACUUAAACAUUGCGUGUGUGUGUGUGUGUGUUUGUGUGUAUGUGUCUGUAUGUAUGUGUGCCUGUCUGUAUGUAUGUGUGUCUUGUGUGUGUGUGUCUGUCUGUGUGUGUAUGUGUGUAAGUGACAUUGUGUGUGUGUAUACUUUAUUACGUGUGUGUGUAUACUUCAUUAGGUGUGUGUUAGAGUGUGUAAGUGACAUUGUGAGUGUGUAUACUUCAGUGUGUUAGUAAGAGUGUGUGUGCAUACUUCAGUAGGUGUGUGUUAGAGUGUGUAAGUGACAUUGUGUGUGUGUGUAUACUUUAGAAAGUGUGUUAGUGAGAUUGUGUGUGUUUGUGUAUAUGUCAGUAAGUUUGUGGUAGUGAGAAUGUGUAAGUGACAUUGUGUGUGUGUAUACGUCAGUAAGUUUGUGUUAGUGAGAGUGUAUAAGUGACCAUCUGACCAAUGAUAUUUAUAAUACAUUUUAAUAUAAUUAUAUAUUAUAUUUUAAAAAUGUCAGACAAGGUCACUGUAACAUAAACUAAAUCCGACCAUUAUUAUAAAUUAAGCGCUAGAAAAUUAUAAAUGAAAUCCCACCAAAUGCAUUAAAUACAUUAUUUAUCACAGCUAUAAAUUAUGUAUUAAAUGUACACAUUAGACAGUAUAUGUGUAUGGAUGUAUGCAUUAGGCAGUAUGUGUGUAUGGAUGUAUGUACUAGGCAGCGUGCCUAUAUGGAUUUAUGUAUUAGGCAAUAUGUGUGUAUGGAUGUACGAAUUAGGCAGCAUGGGUGUGUGCAUUAAGCAGCAUGUGUGUAGUGGUAUAUGUAUUAGGAAAACAUGCUUACACGCUUAUAUACAAAAACACGCUUACAUUCAAACACACAAACACUGCUCACAAAUACAACCCUGCAAGGAUGGGCAAAUGGUAGACCCACAGCUGGCAUAGUAUCAUUGGAAUUGUACAACAAUGGGUAUUUACCUUUUGGCCACACUUGCAAUAGAGAGGGGCCCAAAACAUUCUUGCACCAGGGCCCUCUCUACGUUAGUCCUGCCACUGGUCUGGGUAUAUUAUAAGCAAGUUCUGCCCCAUCCAUAUGGCAGUUUCUGAGUCAGAGUGGUCAUAAAUGAAAUUCUGUCAGGUUAUUACAAAAGGACUCUGACUGUCAUCAUCUUGCAGUUGGCUCUCCAAUCCAUGAUCCCAGAUUAGUUCUCCCAAGAGUUUCUCAACAGCCUGAUAAUAACAUCGUCUUGAGGUACCUCAAAGGUCAAGAGACCAUUCCCUAAAAUGAGACAACUCUCAGUACCUGUUGAAUAUAAGAAGACUUGGACUCCUUUUUCAAGGGCUUCACCCGACCUGGUUCUUUGGUAAGUUCAGUAAAAUACAAUGAUCACUAGUGCAGCUGACAGAUCCAGCAUAACAAAGACAUUAAUAAGCUCCUAUGCAUGGCAAGAAGGUGAUCAUGUGCAAAUCAAAUUAGCAUAGCCUUGGUUCCAUGAUGGGUAUGGUGAUUGUAUAAUAACAAUUUUUUUAAAACAAUGGGAGAGAUUCAUCAACGUGUAACAAUAUGAAAAGUGUGUCAAAAUUCUAAAUGUGGGACAAUAACAAUGGAAACCAAAGGAAACAGCAGUUCCAUUGGUUUAUACUCCAUUUACAACUUUACAACACUUAAAGUCCAUAUUUUGAAACAACUCUCCAUCCAUCACUCCAUUAUUAUUUUGAUCAUAUUUAUUAGAAUAACACUAUAGCGAUAGGAAUACAAAUAUGUAUUCCUAACAAUCUAGUGUAUUUAGAUCAGAGCCUCUCCUCCUCGUGUGAAGUAAAUAGAAAGUUUUACUUGUCCUGCCACCCCACCUUCCUGGCUGAGAUCAUCAAAAUUGAUGAUCUUAGCCAAUCCAAUGUUUCUCCAUGAGGAAGUAUUGGGAGGCUCGUGUUUGCACAGCAAAUUGCUGCACUGUGCCAAGGUAAUGCUCUCUGUGAGCAACAUUUAAUUGUGAAACCGAGUCUGACUUGCUUCUCACAGGGGAAUCAUCUCUAGUGGCUGUCAGGUAGACAGCCACAACAGGAUCCAUCUGUCAAAGAAGCCAUGACUUAUCUUAUACACUCCCCUCUUUAACUUUCCCAUACUCACCGAACCCCACCUGUUUCUCCUUUGGUCCGGUACUUUGUAACUACCGAACACAGACAACCCCCUGGCUCGCAAAGAAACCACUAACUUAAGUGCUCUCUCUGGGUAGAUGCCAUUUGUAUAACCGAACCGACGUGCUCUAGCAAAUGGCGACCAUUUUGUCUCCCGACUGUAGGCAGUACUACUUGGUUGUUGAGUGCGUGGAACUAUACUUCGGACACUUUGCCUCAUGAACCCUGGGAAAACCAUACAGUUGUCUGCUCCGUCCCCAGACAAACCAGGAGAGCGCUUUUCGGGGAAAAGACUCUCCCGAUCAGGGAGACCAUUCGCUCUCUACGAGCCAGGGGGAGCCUUUGGUUACAUUUGUAUGGGUACUCACAAAAGUUGACCAGCUGCUAUCUUUUUUCUUAUGGUACUAUUUUGGGCAACAGCCACAUGAGCGGUCGGUCAAAAUUUUACCCUCGUGGCGAUUCAGCUAUAUUACAUGGAUGUGAGCGCUAUUCGGACAACUUUGGCACUCAGAUCCAGGCUAUCUGGGGAUAUAAUACUUGUGGGGGUUCCUAUCAGUCUUACAUGUAUUUUGGGAUGCAUUGUGUUGUAAUGUAUUGUACUGCUAGUGCCUGGGAGAUAAUUAGUUUAAAAGCAUACCCAUUUAUCUCACAGACACAGAGAAGCCUGGGCGGGGUUACUGUUGUAUUGUAUGGAGACCCCAUGCUGGGGGUCUGUGUAUAUAAGCAGGCAACUUGGCCUUAAUAAAACAGUUAAUCUUUUACCCAAAACGACUGGUUGCGUCCAUUAUAUUGGGGAAACUGCGCAGAUAAAUAGGGCUAUCACACUAUUCAGCACAUCUGGAACUAGGACUAGUGGAGGAUCGAAGGAACGGCGACAAUAGCCUAGAGAACCCGUGACAACUGUUGCUGUUCCUACAAAACUAAAAUGUUUUGCAUUGCAGGGUUAAAACGAAAGGGGCAAAGCAAGUAGGGACAGAAAGUCUCCCAGCUUCUUUUGAAAUAGGCACUUAUACAAUAUAAGCCUGCACUGACAGAAACAUUAGUCCUAAAGCACUACAGCUAGCUGAAAUCCUUUAGGUGUGUGGGGUGUUCCUUUAAGAUGCAGUGGCUAUGAUGCUUUACUUAUACUGCAUAAUAAAUAGGCAUCAUUGAACAUUUACAAACAGCAUCCUUUUAUACAGCAUGAUAAAUAAGCAGUAUUGAACAUUCAAAACAUAUUUUUAUGGUGCACGAUUAUUGAGCAGAAUUAAACAUGCACAGAUAUAACAAUAUACUGCAUGAAAAAUAUGUAGUAUUGAACUAAUAGGGCAGUGAGUGCCCAUGCUGUUGUAGGCUGAAUUUCCCAUGAUGCUCAGGCUAUGCUGCGACUGCCAAUUGUUAUUUCCAGACUAUAGUUUACCUUCUGUCCAUCCCCAUUAGCGGGACUCCACUGACUAAGCCUGCUGACAUCUUCACAGUCUCCUCCAAUACAUUGCAGUGGAUUUGAGAUGUGCAUCAAAUGAUUUUACUGAGUCUGGAGGAGGAGGAAGUGGCUCUAGUGCCUGUCAAAAUAUAAAUAAAUAUGGGGGGCGGGGCCUGGUGUCCGAGCCGGCUGGACAUGAUUCUCCCAGGCUCCUGCUAAACCGAGCUAAAAACAAGCUAUUUCUGAUAGAAAACGCUGCAAAACGAGACGCUGAGCUACAUCCAGACUACUAAACAAGUUGGGAGCGCACUGUUUAGUCCGGACCGGACCCAUAUCUAAAGCAACAACUAUAUUCUGCUCAGAGGCCUACCUAGGCAGGCACGGACCGAGGCGAGAGGUGGACGAUCUCCCAAGGGGGUGCCUUGCACGUGGUGCUUCACUUCAGGAGCCCUGUUCCCCCUCCUUGGGCCGGCGGGGGUUAUCCCAGCCCCCACUGGGAACCCAGACUUACCAUCCGUCUGGAACGCGGACGAAGCCCUGAAUGCCGCGUGGCGAAGACAAGAUGGCCGCAGCAGCGGACACCCUGGAGAUCCGGCAGUGGAGAGAAGCGUUUAAUGCCAAGUUUGAGGCACUCUGCCAUCGCCUCGGCAAGCAACCACAGGCAUCUACCACUCACGCCGCAAAACUGGCACAGCAGGAACCCAAGCAGGGCGAUCCAAGCGCCCAAAAGCCUCCCCACAAAGCUCCCUAUCUGCUGGGACCGAGAGCCACUCGCAGCGCUGCCCUGACCCAGCAACAACGGGCACUGAGACGCAAACACAGACGGCAUUCUGCACCACUCCGAGCCUCUGCCCACUCUAGGGGAGUAAAGAACCCGACCACCAGGAGCACCCGAUUCAGCAGACACACAGAGGGGACUCCUCUGUGGGCCAAGGGGCGGAAGAAACUCUCACCUGAGCACGGAACCGGCACUUUGCACCCGAGGUACCCUACCCACAUGAUGCCAGCACACUUACUCCGGCACGAGACCGUGAUGGGGAAGCAGAACCCAAGUGAACUCUCAAUGUACACCCUGCACUUGCCGACUAGUGGGGUAGGCUGACCACGCUCCCCUCGCUGCAAAUGGGUCCACAUGCUGAACACUAUCAGAGAUUAAUAGACGCCAUUUGCCAUGCAAAACGUGUUCACAUCCAUAUACCAAGGGUAAAGUCUGCUCCCUAUUCGUGAUGGGGGAACCCAGUGGCAACAAAGCCCUGUAACCUAAGUUUAUGACUCUAUAGUAAUCUCUUACAAUAAGCCUUGUUGUUUACUUUAUCUGCCUCUAGUUUAAGCUACUUGCAUUUUGCAUGUUUCUAUGACCUUACUAUUAAUGUAUUGACCUAAUGUGAAUAAGCUUGUUUUCUUUAAAAAAAAAAAAAAAAGAAAAAGUGCAGUACGUCUUGACCUUACUUGUUUAAACAUUGUCUUCACACCUCUUGUUAUAAGUCAUAAAGUCAAUACGAAAGCUUGUACUUUAACACUGCACGGCUAAAUUAAAGAAUAAAAAAAAAAUAUAUAUAUAUAAAUAAAUAUAAUUUUUUCCGUUUUAGAAAGAUUGUUUUUUUUAAAGGGACACUAUAGUCACCUGAACAACUUCAGCUUAAUGAGGUUGUUCAGGUGAGAACUAUAGCGACCUGCACCCUUUCAUGUAAACACUGUAUUUUCUGAGAAAAUAGUGUUUACAUUGAAAGCCAGGAACAUCUCCAGUUGCAGUCACUCAGAGUGAAACAAAGGCAUAAUAUGCCUCCAUCCACUCAGAUCUGCUGUGCACGAGCAUCCUGCAAUUCAGUAUCUCCUCCCAAUGCAUGCAGACACUGAACUUUCCUUAUAGAGAUUCAUUGAUUCAAUUCAUCUCUAUGAGGAGAUGCUGAUUGGCCAGGGCUGGGUUUGAAUUGUGCUGGCUCUGCCCCUGAUCUGCCUCUUUGUCAGUCUCAGCCAAUCCCAUGGGGAAGCAUUGUGAUUGGAUCAGGCUGCUUGUUUUUCUGAGUCUAACAGCAUGCAGAUUUACAGCUUCUGGCAUGAAUACAGUAGGAUUUUUACUAUAUUUAUGUAGGCAUGAGGGGCACAGGGGGGCUAGAUGGUCAUGUUAACACUAUAGGGUCAGGAAUACAUGUAGACGCACUGGUGACUAUAGUGUCCCUUUAAUUGGAAUAUUUGUCAGAGUAUAUUUUUGUUUUUUUUGCUAUCUGGAUUAGUGAUGUACAUAUGCAAUAUAUGACAAGAUUAAAUAUUAAAAUAUUGUAUUUAGUUUACUUUAUAUGUUUAUCAACUACAGGGAUAUGAGUUCUCUAUGAGUGUAUAUGGAUUAACUUUGGAUAUUUUUAUCUUUAUUGCUAUUAAGAAAUAAAAUCAUUAUGUAUAAGAGUGCGGGUAUUUCUUUAAUAUAAAACUUUAAAAAAAUAAAAUUUCUUAAUUUCUCUACACGUUUCUAGAUAUUAUUCAUAUUAAAGUAUGUUUCAUAAAUAAAUAUUUAAAGGGACACUCAAGGCACCCAGACCACAUCAGCUCAUUGAAGUGGUCUGGGUGCCAGGUCCCAGUUCCCUUAACCCCGAGCAGCUUAUUACUGCAAUUUUUAAGAAACUGCAAUAAUUACAUGCUAGGGUUAACUCAAUCUCUAGUAGCUGACUACCAGACAGCCACUAGAGGGACUUUUGGCUGUCUGACGCAGGACGUUCUCACGCUAUCCAUGGGGAUGUCCAGCGUCCCCCCAAACCCCAUAGGAAAACAUUGAAUAAUGCUUUCCUAUGGGUAAAUCCUAAUAUGUACGCAUGCACAUUAGGUCUCCCCUGCCAGCUGACAUCGGCAUCAGAGAAGGCAGACCUGAGCCACGCACAUAGGCACUGAACCCAGGUAAGUGACAAAAGGGUUUUGUAACCACAGCGGGAUGGGGGGGUGGCUUAAUGGAGGGGGAAGCUAUAGUGCCAGGAGACGAUUUUGUCAUGUGUUAUCAAAAUGAUAUAUAAUAAGUGUGGGUGCACUUAAUAUAAAAGAUGUAAAUUUUGGUUGAACAGAGAUAUAGCUCAAAUUCUAGGUUUUGUUUUAGUUCAGAACUUUGACAGGUGUCUUUAUCCUUUAGGGGUUAAGCGUGCAAUGUAAACGUUUCUAAAAAACUAAAAUGGCAGGACAUCUGCACCCAGACCACUUCAUUGAAACGAAACACUAUAGUGUGAGUGACUAUAGUGUUCCUUUAAUGCCAUAUGUUUUAAACAAAUCCUGUAACAAAUCCCUGGAAAUCCAGUACAGGUGGACUGCAUGGAUGACUUGUAGUUUGAACACAUGCUCCCACACAUGUAGCAUACAUAUGUUAUAAAUAAACUAUUCCAGUCAUGUCAGUAAAUAAUCUGCCUAAAUUUUUUAUGCAGAUUUCGGUUUAGAUUUUUAAUAACCUGAAUUAUGCAUGGUGGCUGUGAGAGUAUGUAUUAAUUAUAUGCUGUUUCCCUGUAGUCUGCAAGAAAAAUGUUUUUUCUAAACUAAAAUGAUUUAAUUGGUUUAGUGCUAAACUGCUUUCAAGAAUCAAAGCUCACUUGCUGUUAAAUGGGGACAGGUGGUGUUUAUAAACCUCCAAGCUGACUCUUCCUUCAAGGCUUUUCAGCUAGGAACAAUGAGUCUGGUGGUGGCCAUUUGGCUGUUUGGGGUGGCAGGUAUUGUGAUAUGCUGAUACAUGUAAUAUCCUGAAUUAUGUUUAAAACCGCUAGAUACAUACAUUAUUUUAGGGGACACACACAAUACACUGAAUAAAAGUCCAAAUGACAAAAGUUUGGCUAAAAAUAACUAAACUGUAAUUAUGACUGAAGUGGAGAAUUUUUCUAGAUCUUUAUUGCUAAUGAAGCUUGGAGAAUGAAGUUGCAAGUAUUUAAUAUGUUUGAAUUGCGGAAUGAACAUUCUUAAAUGAUACACAAAUCUGUUAACGGUAUUGUAUUGUAACAGGGGACCUGUGUCUGAAUUCUAACUCCUAUCAUGCUCAGAUGCUGGUUACCGAGAAAUUUCUGGUCUGGUAUUAAGGGAAUGGCAAGACGCAGCAGACUACUUUUUUUUUUUUUACAUAAAACAGUGUUCCCUAUUUUUUGUUCUCUUUUAAUUAUGCUGAAAUUUCACUCCACAAUAUGUCUCUAAUUGGAAUUUUUGAUAACUUACCUGUGGUUUACCUGCUGCCUCUUCAGCUCUAGGCUGUAAGCGCUCAAUUGACACUGAGCUCAAAGCUCCUUGCAAGUGCUUCUGUCCAAAGAGAGACGGUGGACACCUUGCGGAGCCCAGGUAAAUUGUCAGUCUUUUCUCAAAUGCUUUGACUACUUGUAUAGGGAGGAUACAAGGACACUUCUGGCACCAUAACCACUACAGCAGUCUGUACAUGGUUAUGGUGUUUGGAGAGAUUCUCUAACUUUAAUAAUACAAAUGUCCGUCUGCAAACAUAGUAGGAUUGUAAGGAGAGAGCACCUCUAGUAGACAAGUGACAAGACACCCUAAUUCCCAAUGGAUGCAAUGAUUUAGAAAUUUGCCAUUUAAAAAAAAAAAAUUUAAAGUAUUUGAUUAUUUUAGACUUGUAGAUUUUAGAUGGCAUUUUGGCGAUUUCUAAAACUGCUACGAUGGAUCCAUUGGGUUGAAACCUCCACCUCAUGUCCAAAUUUUGAGGGUUAUGUGCGUGUUGUGUUGUGCAAAACCACUUCUUAAACACUGUGCUUUUUUGUGAUAUGUUCUCUUUGUGCACUACUACAGAAAAUUUUCUCCAUACUUACCGUGAUUUUCUUUUCCUGGCUAUAAUUCAUGGCAGCAUCACUAUUGGGCUAGCUCCGCCCCUAACAGGAACAGGACAGGAAACAAUCAAUUACAACCAGACUGUAGGUAUAAAAGGUGCCUCCUCCCUCCAACCCACAGUCUAGUAUAAAGCUAAAUAAAAAAAAAUUAAGAAAAUUGGGAGGGUUGCUGAUGCUGCCAUGAAUUAUAGCCAGGAAAAGAAAAGAGAACAUUUUCUGUAUUCCUGGCCAGUCAUGGCAGCAUCACUAAUGGGUAAUACCCAAGUUCUGCAACAAAGGGAGGGUGAAUAAAAAGAGACCCCAAUAAUUUUGCUGCAAAAAGAGAUUUAUUCAUGAGAGAUUCACUGAUGACAAAACCCCUCUACCGAAGGAUGAGGAGAAAGAAGCCACAUCCAGCUUAUAAUGUUUGAAGGUUAUAGGCAAUGACCAGGUGGCUGCCCUGCAUAUGUCGUCAGGAGGAACCUCUGCCCAGUUAGCCCAGGAUGUAACCAAUGCUCUGGAAGAAUGGGUCUUUAUCUUUUCCGGAGGGGAGAGAUUCUUGAGUUCAUAUGCCAUUUUUAUGGUGUACGAAACUCAUCGCCUUAAAGUAGCCAUAGAGGCCGCCUCUCCCUUUCUGUAUCCUGACGGGAUAAGAAAUAAGUGCUGCGAUUUUCUAAAUAGCUUAGAGACCUCUAUAUAUAUUUAUUACACAUUCCCUUACAUCCAACUGAUGGAGUUUAACUUCUUCCGAAGAAGAAGGGUUUUGGUAAAAAGGGAGAAUCACUUCCUGUGCCAAGUGAACAUAUGAAACCACCAUAGGUAGGAAUUCCAUUCUAGGUCUUAAAAUAAUCCUAUCAUGGAAAACCUGAACGUGAUUUGGAUCACUGGAGAAGGCUUGAAUUUCAGACAUUCUUUUAGCCGUAGUGAUUUCCACCAAGAACAAGGUCUUGUACGUCAGAUUAAUUAUACCCAACUCAUCCAACGGAGCAAAGGGGGAGUCUGACAAAACAUCCAGUACUAAAGGAAGAUCCCACGGAGGUGCAUAGUUUCUAGAUGGAGGUCUUAUGCGUAUAGCUGCCUUAAAGAACCUCGCAAUGAUAGUCUGAUGCCCAGGAGGUGUUACACAGAGCCGACAAGGCUGAUGACUGUACUUUUAAAGUGCUUAAGCUCGGGCACUUCUCCAGACCUUCGUGUUGAAAUUCCAGAAUAUCUAUAUUUGAAGGUUGUAGGAAAUUCUUGGAUUUCUUUUUUUGUCCAUAAUUGAAAUAAAUUCCAUAUUCUGUGGUAACACGCGGAGGUGGAAUUUUUUCUGGAUUUUAACAGUGUAUUCACAACAGGUUCUGGUAAUCCUUGCUCUAUAAGUCUCUGCUUUUCAAGAGCCAAGCCCCCAGUUUCCAUUGAUCUGGGUUGGGAUGCAUCACUGGACCUUGUAUUAACAGAUCUGCUCUCUGAGGAAGAGGCCAUGGAGGAACCACGGUCUUCUCGGCCAGCUUGGAAUUAUGGCAAUCACUGUCUUCCGUUCCUUCCGAAUUUUUCUCAACAACCUGUGAAUCAUUGGCAGGGGAGGGAACGCAUACCCCAGAUCAAAGUCCCAGGGAAGGGAAAAGGCAUCUUGUCCUGCUGAUUGAUAUCUGCCUUUAGGGAAAAAUACUUCAGGACUUGAGCAUUCCGAUAUGAAGCCAUCAAAUCGACCUGGGGUGUGCCACACCUUAACGAUAUCUGAUGAAAUACCUCUGGGUUUAAUUGCCAUUCUCCUGAUUGAAUCAUCGUUCUGCUUAGUCUGCCAGAACAUUUUCUUUUCUUGGAAGAUAUACUGCUUUCAGGCCCUGUAGGCUGUUUUGAGCUAAUUCCAUCAAUGGGAAUAUUUCCCUUAAUAGAGCAUUGCUUCUGGUCCCACCUUCUCGGUUUACAUAUGAGGCCACUGCUCUGUUGUCUGACUGGAUUCUCACCCAAGAAUUUGUUAUAUCUUGUCGAAAUCCCUGCAGGGCAUAGAAUAUUGCUCUUAGUUCUCUUAGGUUCGAGUGCAACUUUCUCUCUCUGUGUCCAUGUGCCUUGUAUCCAUUUGUUUUCUAAAUGCACACCCCAUCCUUGGAGACUUGUGUCUGUAGUAACUGUUUUCCAUAGUGGAUCCUCCAGAGGAAAUCCCAAGGAUAAGUUCUUGUUUUUCUCCCACCACGACAGAUCGUCUAUUGUUUUUUGAGAAAUAGGAAUUUUUUGAUUCCCAGUUGCCCUCUUGUUUCUUGAAUUCCUUUAGAAAUUGUAUUUGGAUGGGACGCAUCUUCCACUGGGCCCAUUUCACCAGUCCUAUAGUCAAUGUAAGAGAUCCUAUAAGGCUCAUGAAUUCCCUUGCUGUAAUGUAUCUCUUGUAGUGAAGAAUCCUGAUCUUCGUCCGAAUCUUCUCCAUUCUUUCUGUAGACAAACUCACUCGACGGAUUACCGUAUCUAUGGCAUCCCCCAGGAAUACAAUAUUCUGAGAGGGAACUGUCAUACUCUUUUCCAGGUUCAGUUUCCAACCAUGGUUCACGAGGAUCUCUAUGGCCCACUGAGUGUGGAGAGCUACCUUCUGGCUGGAUGGACCUAUAAUCAGAAAAUCGUCCAAGUAAUGGUAUAUCUCUAUCCCUUUCUUUCUGAUUACUGCUACUAAUGUGAUGAGUACCUUUGAGAAUGUUCUCGGAGCCAGGCUUAGUCCAAAUGGAAGUCCUUUGAACUGGUAGUGUCUUCCAAAUACACAAAAUCUGAGGAACUUUCUGUGCCAUAUAUUGAUUGGAAUCUGAUGAUAUGCAUCUUUCAAAUCGAUAGACGUCAUCCAAUCCCCCAUACUGAUUGGUUCAAUAGUCGAAAUGGAUUCCAUCUUGAAUGUUUUUCUUUUUAGUUUCGAAUUCAAUUUCUUAAAGUCCAGGAUCAGCCUCCACUUCUUCUAUGGUUUCUGGGCUAGAAAAUCUGUAGAAUAGUGACCCUUUCUUUGUUCUUUUAUUGGAACGUAUUCUAUCACCUGUUCUUUUAGGAGUUUCGAGAUGCAGUCUCUCAUAGCUGUCUUUUUCUCCUUUUGCUACCCGAGACUGGGUAAACAUAUCCUUUGUUGGAAUGGCCUCAAAUUCUAACCUGUAUCCUUCAGCCAAUAUUGAUAGGACCCAGACAGGAUAAAAGAGAUGCAGUCUUCCUCCUGUAAUUCCUGGCUGGGCCGGCACACAUUCAGAAGUUUUUCCCUGGCUUAGUUCCUCUUCCUCUGGAAGAUUUUUGCUGAGUGUUUUUCCAAUUGGAUCUGAAAUACUCUUUCCCAGGUUUAUAUGCCCUGCUUUCACGAAAGGCACGGUCUUUAUAUCGUCUAUCUUUCCAUGCAGUAGAACCAUAUUUUCUGACUUGUGGAAGAAAGGCUUUUCUCCCAUCUGCUGUUUUAUGGAUAGCUUCAUCCAAGACCUUUCCAAAUAGGAGAUCACCUUGAAACGGAAGAGCACACAAGGACGCUUUAGAGGCGUAGUCUGCUCCCCAGGAGUGCAGCCAUAAUGCUCUUCUUGCUGCUAUAGACAGGCCUAUGCUUUUUGCCACCAUUCUGGUAACAUCCAGGGAUGCUUCAGAGCAAAACUCUGUCGCCAACUUCAGAUCUCUCAGUCCUUCCAGAAGAUGAUCUCUCCAACUCCUUUGGCGAUCUCCUCCUCUAAGUUGUCUAGCCAUACUUUGAAGGCUCUUGACAGUGUUGUUAAUGCUAUUGCUGGAUGUAGCGCAGAUCCUAACACCGGGUAUGACUUUAUCAGACUGGAAUUCUAGCCUUUUCUCCAUAGGUUCUCAAAUAAGCCGUGGAGUCAAUAGGAAGGGCUGUCUCUUUUGCCAUAUGUAUAACUGCGGCAUCAAUCUUGGGUACAGCAGGUUUUGCAAUCUUCUUUAGCAUACGGAUAUAAUCUGAAUGCUUUGUUCUUCAACAUCGCUUUUCUCUCAGGUUUCUGCCAUUCUUGGGAAAUUAUCUCUUUUAUUGUAGAGUGUACCGGAAAGGUAGGUCUAUUAGCUCUCAAAUCCUCAAAAUAUCUAUCAGAUUCCUUUAUUGCAGAUUCUUCUUCUGGGAAUCUCAGGGUCUCUCUUAUUAUGUUGAUCAAUUUAUCAACAGAUUUCGAAUACAGAUUUCUGGAGGCAUAGUUAACUUCACCUUCCUCUUCGUCCGACAUAUCCUUCAUCUCCAUACUAUCACUUGACUCGGAGGAGAUUUCUUCCCUUCUCAAGCGUUUAGAUGAGGACAUCUUGCUUGUGGAUUUAAACCCUUCUGCAAUUGCCUCUGUAAUCCAUUUUUUCAGUUCUGUUGGUGGAGACUUUCUUCCCUCAGCGGCUUCUGUCAGACCAUCUUGACAUAAGUUUCUUCCAUUGGGUGCAAUUUGAUUGCAGUUAACUCACCUAUUUGUUUUUUCCUUAUGCUUCCUUGGUGAUUCCUCUUUUGGAUUACUCGGGCUGUAAAAAAAAAAAAAAGGCCAUUUUAACAAUAAUAUAUUUUUGGCCCAUAGUGGCACUCUUUUACCCCCCUUUUAAAGGGUAAACGUAUGUGAGGCUCACCUAUGUUUUCUAGACAAAGAUCUUGAGGCAGAGUGAGAAGCCAUCUAUUUUAAACAAAAAAAUAUUUUUGUUAUCCUAUACAUUCCAACUAUAACUGAACAACAGAAUACCAAAUUCAACAAGAAAAGAAAAAACAAAUUACCUUAUGUAUCAAGAAUUUCAGUUUAGGGCAGCCUUUAAACACACCAAAAACUGUUCCAUACUUCAGCCAGAGACUUCAAAACUUCACCAGAGCGUUUUUAUAUAGGAUUCCCGUUUUUUAAAAUUUUGGCACGAUAUCUCUUUAAGAGCCCGGCGGUUCGCACAUGCACAAUAGAAAUUUCACAACGCUACUGCGCAUGCCCCGCCCUCCGAACCCCGAAGUAUCCCCCGGCCGGUGAAAACAAGCAAGCAGAGAACUCUGCAAGCCUCCAAUAUGAAAAUACAAGAAAACAAAACACUGAAUCUAUUCUACAAUGGGUUUUUAGGGUAAGACCAAUGAUUUUUUUUUUAGUCACUUACCCAGCUUCUUUCUGCCACAAUCUCUGAGGGGGUUAUUGAUGCUUAAAGAGGAAUUUUUAAGGAUACACCGACGCCAUAUCAUUGUAUAUUUAAAAACAGCCCUGUUUUCCAUGAAGAGGUACAUAUACUAAAAUGUACCUUAACUCAGUUAGUCCUGCUUUUGCAGGCUGAUUACUGAGUUCUUCAGAUAAAAAGAGGCUGAACUUUAUCUGGUAAGAACCCAUGGUUCACAUGGGAAGGUGGCCUCAAAAGAAAAUGUAGUAUAGGAUAUAAUUCCUGUUUGUCCUGCUAAGGACAGAAAAAAAGACUGAGUUGGAGGGAGGAGGGACCUUUUUAUACCUACAGUCUGGUUAUAAUUGAUUGUUUCCUGUCCUGUUCCUGUUAGGGGCGGAGCUAGCCCAUUAGUGAUGCUGCCAUGAAUGGCCAGGAAACCUUGUUUUGGUCCAUAUGGCGAUAUACCUCUUAAUUCUUGUGAAAUAAUGCAUUGCAUGUUAAAUUAUUUAUCCAUAGUACCAAUGUUCUUAUUUAAUUUUUAACAUUAAUUAUUUUCCCUCCUCGUGUAUUUUAUAGGUUUUGCACCUUGGCUAAUUUUAGGAGUAUAGUUUUUAUUAUAAUUUAUGAUGUUAAACCAAAAAGUUGUCACUUGUAUUUAUAGUAUUGUUAUGUAUAUAUGUCUUACUCUAUUUACGGAUUGCACAUGUGCUACAGUAGUAGAGAGUAUUGACAGUAUAUGAACUUGAGACUUUUGCUAGACCGGAAUAUGCAAAUUGAAGUCGGGGAAUUUGCCCAAGCAGAAACCGUAGCUCUGCAGGGUUAAUCCAGCCCCUAGAUUCUGUAUUCUUGACAGCCGCUUGAGGCGCUUCCGCGACGCUCAAUGCGAAAAUCCCAUUGAGCACGCAGAGCGUCCAUAGGUAAGCUUUGAGUAAUGCUUUCCUAUGGGCGGUUUGAAGUCGGCUCUGGCCCUGCAUGCGCAUUCAGCUCCACUCAGGAUGUCGGAGGGGAAGGAGAGGUCACCGGCGCUUGAUUAAGGUAAGUGGCUGAAGACAAAUGGCCUUUUGCCUAAACAUUAUUCAGGCCAGGGCACCUACUGGCUAGCAAGAGCCACAUUCCAAGGGUGCUUGGGCAUGUAUUGACUAGCAGUCAAUUUCUUUAAGGUGCCUGCAGGUAUACUGGCAAGCAGGGGUGAUUGGUGACAACCACAGGGCACUCUCUUGGAGUGUCACUGUCUAGCAACCUAUCGCGAGUAGAGACUAUUUCCUGUAGAUCCUGUGUGUCAGGAGACAGGAACCACUUAUCCCACCUAGUGGUGAGCAGGGUCCACUUUCCUGGAGCACCAAUGGCAUUUAUUGACAAGUAGGGAGACUUUCCUUGAGGGAUUCCUAUGCGAUUAUAGGCAAGCAAGAGGCCACUUUCCAAGAAAGCCUGUGUGAAUAUUUCUGGUCAGGGGCUACUUUCCCAGGUUGACUUAGUGGUUAUUGGUGAGAAGGGGCCAGUCUCCCAGGUUGCCUGAGCCUCUUUCUUGGCUUUGAGAUCUGGAGAGUGGGAAAAAAUAACAUUUGCCUGAAUACUGUCUAGGCAAAAGCUUUUUGGUGUUUGUGUAGCAUGCAAAGUACAACUAACUUAGUCUAGCUGGCUUUUUAUAGCUUUUCCCUAUGGCUGUGUUUUUACUUUUGUCUGCUGUUGCAGGGUUGUUUGGAGCAGAGGUGGUCUACAAUGAUACCAUCCUGCAUAUCAAUCAACGUAAGUAACGUUUCAGUAAAAUAUAUAAUGUACCACCUGGAUUUCUCUAUAUUGUAAAGACUUGCAACAAUAUUUGGCAAAUGUACUAACUUGGCACUAGUGCAUCAAUACAUUGGGGGGAGGGGGAAAGAAACCUACAUUUUAGGGAAUAACAAUGUGGACAGACCAUCAGAUUUCUAGGCCCACUACACAGCCAAUGUUAAAUAAAUGUUAUGCACAAUGUAGUUUUUUUAAAUAUUUAAUAUUUAAUAUUGAUGUGUCCCUUUCUUCCACAAUUCCAACAUACUACAUCCAACAUACUACUUGCUGUCGGCUAUUGGGCUGUCUGGGGGCAGUCACAGCCAUUAGGGCUGUUGGUUUCUUGUGUGUGUUAGAAUUGACCUCUAACCCCAUGGCUACUUUAACUAAAUCAGAGUACUUGAGGCCUCUCCACUCAGGGCACGCUGCCUGUAAUGCAGUUCAAAAGGGGGUUGGGGGUGUAAAUCAUCCAUAAAACAAUUAACCAAAUGUCUGAUAGACAGGGGGUACGCUUUUGAGUACCCCAGCGAUUCACAAGCUAUUUGAAGGCAGGCAAGAGGAUUCCUCUUUGCCCUGUACAGUAUCAGUGAGCGAAUUCCUCAACUUUAACCUUAACCCAGACCUUUUAAGGCUGUUACAUAUGCUUUACCCGAGGCGUACUUAGCCCAGAACCAUGACUCAGGCUUGUAACCUUCACCUGCUUUAAGGUCUGCCUCAUGGGUGUCAGUGUAUUGUGGAAUGAUUUUUGCCAUUAUAGGGCCAGCCUUUAAAUCAACAAUUUGAUUCAAAUCUCUCCAGGUGCACUGUGGCCUGAAUAGCAUCUAUAGACUGUAAAAGUCCCACAGGAACAUUUUUCCCAUCAGGUAGCUGUUGGAUUAUAGCCAACUGCUCACUAGGGGUCCAUUGCUUAUACAAUUCCCAUGUGUGCACGGUGGAGCGGGGUGCUAGUUGAAACAGCACCAGCGCCUGUAUUUUGUUCUAUGGUAAUGAUGCAAGAUUGGUCAGGCUCUGGGAGACCAGAAGCAUCAGGGGGACUCAGAGUGGCUCCAACUAACUGGAAAAGUGGAUUUGGUGGUACUUCACUCUGUGGGACAUGAGUAAGGUGGUGAACUGGUGGUCUAGGGAAUCCACAACUUCUACAUUUUUCUUCCCACCAAGAGUUAGUCCAUUCAGAUCUGGGGCAAAUCCAAUAAGAUUUUCGAGUAAAUGGAUUAGUAGUGGAGACAGGGACUUAAGCGGUCUGUUUGAGAGACGACUUGGGGUCACUCUCAUCCUUACCCGGAUAAGGUGGUGGGUUGUAUCAGAUACUAGGGACUAUCGCUGUAGAGUUUGAUCCCAAGGCGCCAAAACAUUGGUAGUAGGGUACCCCAUUCCUAGUGGUUUCUCUACAACUACAUUUAGUCAGAUCUACUGCAGUAUCAUGCCAUUGUAGGGUGACUUCAACUAAGUUGUUAUCCAUUAACCACCCUUUAUAAUUGGCCAUGAAUUCUUUCAACAUCUGGGGGUCAAGGGAGCCUUCAGAAGGCAUCCCAGCUUUCUUAAGAAGCUUCUUUAAAGUUUUGACUGCCUCUUUGCCCUUAUGAUGUUUUACUAUGGUUAGGGCAGUAUAUUCCUCCUGAGUACUCUGUGAAUUCCCCAUUAAAAAUACUUAAAUGCAGCUGCUCACUUUAAGCUAGUACAAGAACGUACUUAAUUAGUGUAGGUCAGUAUACCUGUCCUGGGGAAUUUCUAUUUCUAUUCUGAUCUGGAAAUAAACUAGGCAGAUAAUAAGAAUACGAGGAAAGAAUACAUAGAUGGGUUAGUGCUAGAUAACAGAUAUUAAUACGGCAGCAACCCUAAAAAGGUGAUCCUUCUCAACCUUUUAGGAAAAUACAAAGGAAAAAGACAGACAAGGGCUGCGCCACACGUUAUAAAAUGAAUUACAAAAUAUCAUAAAGUAUCAUAAAGUGAAAAAAUAAAGUAAAUACUGUGAGUCUUAUUCCAGAUGUGAAAAAUGUCACAUAUAGGAUUGUCUCUAGAUCAGAAGAUGGGUUCAACUGUUGUCCCUUCUACUGGGGGGUCUUGUUGUCUUGGGUCUCCGUAUGUGGGUGAGAAGAAACACAGAAAAAAACUAAUAGUGCAGUAAGCCAAGGCUAAAUAGGCCUGUAAUUAAAUUAGAGUAUUACUCUCACAUUUGAGAGAGCUUAUGCCAGCUCUAGUAUGAAUUGCCUAUAGUGGUAUAAUCCCCACUAUUUAGGAUAUGGUGGUGGUGGGUCUUGAUGCUCAAAGACAAAAGAAUACCACAGAUAAUAAGAAUAACUUGGACCCCACAGAUGUACUUUGUAAACUACUUUCACAAGACAUUUUAUCAGAACAUAGUAUGUCCCUUUUAAAAGUGUUCUUGGGACAUGACAAUUUUUAAGUUCACAUUUACCUGGACACACAGAAUAAGUACAGCUCUGAUAGUGAAGGCAAUAGGUAGAAAAAUGCUCUUUCUUACCUUGCUGCAGCACUCGUUCAGUCAGAGACACCUAUUCUGCUCUCUAGGUCCGGAUAAAUGUAAUAGUCAUUCCCAGGUUUCGGCACCAAGAAUGCAUCACAAAAGUGCAGCUGACCAGGUACGAAAAACGUACCUUUUCAAGACUUUAAAAAAAAAGGGAGUCACUGGUUGGCUGAAAGCAUCAACUGAAGUCAAUCAGCAGCGCACCUUCCUGGAACUGAGAUUGAGAAGCUGGAGUCAUAUUUUUGGGUUAAACCAUUCUUGAACAGUUUAACCCCUCAAGGUAAGUGUGUGCCCAGGGGCCUCCUGGCGCCAUAACUUCAUAUAGAUGAAAUUGGUAUGAUGAUUGGAGUGUUCCUUCAAGCAAAGUUUCAAUGUAAAAAGUGUAUUUGUGUGUGAAAAUGCUGCUUGGGCUAGAAAUUGCAAGUCAUAUGUCCAUAUGCUUGGCCCAUAUACCCAAGCUGUCUGACUUCAAUUAUUUUAUUUCUGCAAUUUACUGCUAAUCACAGUACGCAGCCUGGAAGGUGAAGAUACAGCCCUUUUAUUUAGGAGCUUCUGUCCUGUUAUCCCAAUUUUGUUCCCUGGUGUCUCGUAUCUGGGGAAACCAGGGAACUGUCCCUAGAUGGCAGUGUUUGCAUUGUUUGUGUCGGGCAUUAGUACCAUACAGAGAGUGCUUCAGCAGACUCUUUGGAUGGUGUAGCAUGUGUUGGGCUGGCCUGGAGGCGGUCAGCUUGGCAGGAUGAUGCCAGGGUGAAAAACCCUUAAUUGUGGGUCCAUCUAGUCCCAAUUAGUCCACAAAGUUCUCUAUUCUCCUGCAAUCUUUGAUAUGUAUACAUUUUAUGUUUUCUGUAUGUUCUGUUUCACUGUGGGAGUAGGGUUGAUGAUUAUGUAUGAAGAAUUGCGCUCUUUUGGCUCUUUCAUUUUGGUUCGAAUAUUUGUUGUACUUUGUGCAUAGUCUGCAUAGUGCGGUAAAUAAACAUCUCAUACUCCUAUUCUUAUAUUCAGGUUUUUUCCCGGAACAUCUUCCAAACAGCAGCUUUUUAAUGGAAGGAGAUAUCAUUAGAAAAGUAAGUCCUGUUCUGGUAGCAUGCAGCUGGAUUCAAAGAUAAAGUUUACACUCUAUUUUGGUAGUGCAGUGGCACUGGUUAAUGCAUACAUAAUUUUAAAAUUCAGCUAGCACAAUAUGCAUGUUUUUGCUUUUGCCCCAUAUGUAUCCUACAUUAGUUGUGUGCACUGCCCUAUUGAAAUGGUUGUGUGUGCAUGCAUAAGUAUGCAAUAUGAUUAUUAUUUUUUUAAUAACUUCCUAUAAAGUGUUCCUAUGUCUUCAUUUCAAGCCACAGAAAUCAAAGACUUCAUUUAGUCCCCGGGUUUUGAAGUGGCCGAAGAUUAAUGGUUCUGCAAUUAUUCCGUAUGUCCUGUCAGAGAUCUAUGGUAGGUAAAAUCUUAUGUAGUAAAUCUUUUUUUUUUUUUUUUUUUUUAAACUGUACAUGGAUUCAUCAAAUUGUGUAGAGUGGAAAAUUUUGUGUAUGUAUACAUACACACACACACACACACACACACACACACACACACACACACACACACACACACACACACACACACACACACACACACACACACACACACACACACACACACACACACACACUUACAUGACUAUAUACUACCAGUGGUUGGAAAAGGCAGGACUUGAUCAUUCAACAGGUCAACAUUUCAAUAGAAGUGAGGAUCUACCACACCAGGCAAGACUCAAGGUGCAGACUGUGCAAAGAGGCCUCUGAAACAAUCUAGCACAAAGUGGCUAGUUGCAAGAUGUUAGCAGAAACAGCACACACUGAGAUGCACAACAAAAUUGCUGGGAUUGUGUAAAUCUGCACAGAAUAUGGGCUGGACCUGCCUAAAUCCAGAUGUGAGAUACCACAAAUGGUAUUUGAGAAUGACAGGGCCAAGACUUUCAGAUCCAGACGGACAAGCAAAUACUGGCUAACCAACCUGACAUCAUAGUGGUAGACAAGGACUAGAAGACUGCAGCAGUGGUGGAUGUGGCAAUACCCAGGGACUAGAAUAUUAGGAAGAAAGAACCUGAGACGAAUGAAAAAUACAAGGACUGAAAGAAGAGCUAGAAAGGAUGUGGAAUGUGAAGGCAAUAGUAGUCCCAGUUGUGAUAAAAGUUGGGGGAGUGGCUUCCGGGUGGUACAUCUGAGAUCGAGUGCAGUUCUAGGAACAGCUAAGAUACUGUGCAGAACUCCCAGCCCUCUGGUAGAGGACAUACCACCCAGGAGGAGUGAGAAAUCAAUUUUUAACUCCGUAUUUUCUAUACAUGUACCUUGUGGUCCUUGAGAAGCAUUAAUGAAAUAACCCUAAGCUAUUAAGAACUCUAAGAUAUUAUCAGAUCUGCAAAACUACUUCAUAGAGUCAAUUUAGAUUAUUAAAGACUGAUCAGGCUAUAGAUGCUCCACACAAUUACUUAGUAUUAGGUGCUUCCACUUAGUACUGCUUGAGGGAGAGGCAGCAGCUUUUGAAAACUACCUUUAUUCACAAAUCACAUAAUUUCCAAGAGAGACGCACACUAUCUAUUAAAUUCUAAAGUCCCUCCUGGUAGAAUGCUUCUUCCACCUUCGGGUUCGGCUACCGGCCUGCCUGAACUCCAGAUCACAGUUGUAGUUCACAAGUUUCUGGGAGGCGGGGCAAUGACGUUGAACAUAAUGACGUCACUUGUAAUCAAUGAUGCGUUUCGCAGACCCAAUUGACUUCCUCAGAUCUGCCCACACACUGCUGCCAAUUUUUUGUAAGAGAGCGUGUUAAUAUUUUAAAAGAAUUAUUGUGGACCCAAGGGAUUCACUGGUGGCAUCUGUGUAGGGAGAGGAAAUCCCUGACUUGGCUCUGAGUGAGGGUACACCUCUACUGCUUUUAUACUCUACUACUACUGCGUUUAUACUCAAACUUGUAUUUAGUUGCUACUCAUUACUCCAGCAUCUUUAAGAUUUAAGUGAGGAUCAAUAUACUUUUGAUCCUCGACUUGUAAAGACCUUAAAGAUUGCUCACAUUCCUUUAGUUUGUUAUAUGUAGAAAUAUUUGGGUGCAACUACCAUGCUUAAUUUAGAUUUUUGGCUACCCCAGACCAGUAAUUGCUAUACAUCACUUACCCAUGGCAUAUACUUUGAAGCUCUCAGAUACACCUAUGUAAAAGCUACUACGUACAUCGAUCAAGAUAAUCAUUCAUUCCUGUAUGUGUACACUUUUUAGACACUAAUACAUGUGUGCACACACUUGAUCAAAUCACCCUCUGGCCUCUCCUCUAGCUUGCCUGUGUAUUGGCACUGGGGAGGGCAGAGGUCCCCAAUAAGGCAAUUUGUAGUCAAUAAAUAAAAAAGAAACCUAUAUAUCUAUAUUUAAUGUUUGUGUUUAAGGACCAGUGAUAGGAGAAAAUGUUGUUUCUAUCAUGGCAUUCCUCGCAUGUAAUUUGCCUCUCAAUGAAGUUGUUGAGGAGGCUGGAGUUCCUGGGCACCUUAUUACCAUACAGUGUAAAAAGGACAUGCAAAGCACCAAAACAACUCCUAGGUGUACAGAUCAUGCCACUAGAGUGUAAUUCUGUCAUUUAAGAACUAAAUCACUUUGUUUAUAUAGCCCUAGCCACAACUUUCCUGACGGAGACUCUCUCAGCAUCCUUAUGCACUUCCUAAUCUGAAAAAAAGUCUACGUUGUUGUUAGCUUUUUUUUUUUUUUUUUUUGCACAAUAUAGUAAUUUUAUAUAUCCUGCUCGGUUAAUAAUCUACAGGAGCUUUCUAUGCAAGCUUAUAGUUCAACUAAUAGCAGGAGAUGAGAACUUCGCAAGUAAACACUCUGUGCUAUAGAUCUUAUUAAAAAUUAAAACUUUUGUGACUCCACAUGUGCUAGGGAGAAGUGUGGCUAUGACUGCAUUAACACAAUAAAAAGGGAAUGAACUCCUAAAUGGCAGACAACUGAGCAGUGAGACUGCAGGGGUAUUAGCUACACACCAGAUUUGCUUCAUUACCAUAAAUAUGUUUUGGUGGAGCAUGUAUUUAAAAAAAAUAUUUCAACAGUUUUAAUCAAACAUUGUGUUCACAAGUGGCUGUCCACGCUACCUCCUUUCUCUUCCUUGAGACUGCCACACUAAUCAGGAAGGAGAGGCUUAUGUUCUCAGCCAAGGCAUUCCAGCCCUCAUAAUAUCUUAAUUUCGAAUUACCCAAAAAUGUUUCUAUCCCAAGUGUGCUUGUGUUGUUGGGUUUUUUGUUGUUGCAACAAUUGAUGUCAUUGUUAUUGCAGAGCCUUCUGACGAGAAGAUCAUUUUGGGAGCUUUCCAGGUUUUCGAGGCUCUCACAUGCCUUCGAUUUAAGAGACGCACUAAUGAGAGAGAUUAUAUCUCUAUUCAGCCAACCCUGGGGUGAGGAUCUCCAGAAAAUCCCAGUGUGGGGGGUUCUAGUAACACAACAAGACUAUUGUAUGUGUAUUUAUUUAAAUAAAAAAAAAAAACAGGUUCUCUCUCUUCCCAUCUCCUAGACUUGUUCCCAACAUAUUUGCUUUCAUGGCCACAUAUUUUUAUAGCUUUCAGACUUUUUAUAGAAAAAAGUGGAGAUGGUUCCAUAACAUGCAGUUGCACAAGUAGUGUAUGUAUAAAAUGUUAACACUUCAUAUAGAGGUUAUGAUUUCUGUAUAUUGCUCCACUUCUUCCCUAUUACCGUGAAACCUAAUGCUAAUGGUGUCAGAAUGUUAAUUUGCUUUAAAGAUGCUUUUCCUAUGUGGGUCGAACUGGCGGCAUGCAGAUGGUCUCCUUGGCCUUUGAUUGUCUGAGGACUGAGCGAGGAAGAGGAGUAACUUUGCAUGAAUUGAUGCACGUGGCUGGGUUUUGGCAUGAGCACUCUAGAGCAGACCGUGAAAGCUUCAUCCAGGUCAACUGGGACCAGAUAUUGAAUGGUAUGCAGCUGAUGUUCUAUUGUAUUUUAACUGCAAAGUUAGCUGGGCUUAACAAGUCUCCUUGCCACCUAGAAUAUUUGUUAGAGUGAAGUUGACUUAUCUUCCUUGUAUUUUAGUACUAUUGUAUAAAAUAUGUGGGUGUAUAAUGGGUCCAGACUUAACAAUUCUUGUAAAAGAAUAAAAAUCACAUUUAUGCAUUUUCUCUCACCCACCCCCAGGUUAUGAGCAAAACUUCUGUAAGUACGAAACCAACAACAUGAUGGUCAAGUAUGACCUGAAAUCCAUCCUCCAUUACUCCAGGUAGCUUUUCAGUUUGUCACCAUUUACCCCAUCAUCCAUCUUUCACAUUCUGCUUCUGCAUGUUACACCCAUAAUUAUGGCUACAUCUCCUGUAUAGUGCAGUGUUCCAUUUAUAGUUUCAAAAGCCACUUGAAAGAAGAACUACCAUCAAAUUUCAAUUAUUUUUUAUGUGUCUGAGGAGCCAUGUUGAGUCAAUAUAUAUAUCAUUAUUUUAUUAUUUUUUCUUUCUUUUGUAAUUUUAUUUUUGUAAUUUUUUUUAAAUUGUAUUUUAUUUGAACUGUAUUAGCAGAAAUGCAUUGGUUCUUAACUAUAUUAAACAUUGAUUUCCUGUCUUUAGGUAUGCAUUCAGCAAAUCUGGACUUUCCACCAUCACACCACUUAGUCCUUACUCUGAUGUGGAAAUAGGACAAAGGUCAAACUUAAGUGCAUCUGACAUUCUGCGUAUCAAUAUACUAUACUCCUGCCCGCAGUACACGCCAUCAGACGGUGAGUAUGCUGCUCUAUAGGCACAAUAUUCAACAUAAACAUACUCACGGUAGCAAAGAUCCUACUAGCCCAAAACUGGAAAAGUAAAAAAGUACCCGCCAUAAAGGCAAUCAAGGACAGAAUGGAUGGAAUAAGCUCCUAUGAGCGGAUGGCUAACUGGGUGCAGGGCCAGGAGAAUAAGCAUGAUAAAGAAUGGGCAAGCUGGAGGCUCAGGCCGUGAGCUUCCGCCUCUUGUAGAGUAACUAAUAAUCUAGACACUAAUGACCACAGAGUCGACCCGUCCAAAAGUAGAAAAUAAUAACUAAGGGAAUACAACUGACAACCACAAGAACCCUAGCUCAAACAAAAAGAUACUGGGUAGCAAGGCUGGGGGACUCUAAAGUUAUUUCCCCCACACCAUGUUCCUGUUCUCCUCUCAAAGCGCCAACACAUUACCUAAUGCACACGUCACAUCACGGAAAAGAAGCCACCAUAGUCCAGGUACGAAAAGCUGGAGGGGAAAUAACUUUAGAGUCCCCCAGCCUUGCUACCCAGUAUCCAUUCUGUCCUUGAUUGCCUUUAUGGUGGGUACUUUUUUACUUUUCCAGUUUUGGGCUAGUAGGAUCUUUGCUACGGUGAGUAUGUUUAUUAACACUUUCUUAUGGGGGUGCAGUGAAAGUUCAGGUAUCAUAUGUAGCAGGUAAUAUUCAGGUUGCAACUGGACAAGGAGGCCGGUAGUGCUAGAGAUGAGACCCUGUAUUUGUGUCCAGAAUGCUCCCAAUAAAUGGCAGUCCCAAAACAUGUGUAGCAUGGCACCCGCUCCCACCUCACAGCGCCAGCAGAGCUCGGAUGAGCUCUUGUAAAUUCUUGAGUCUAUGUGGGACCAGGUACCAUCUCAUGGCAAUUUUACAGUAUGCAUCCCACAACGAGAGGCUCUUUGUGUUUGCCAUUGCCUCGUGCCAUUGUGCCAGUUAGUUGGUGGCCUAGCUCUCCCUCUCAAUGUAUCAUGUAGGGUCUUUUCUCACAUGAUUGGCCCUCCAGAAGGGUGUUGUAGCACAGGGACAGUGGUUUCCUAAGUUUAGUGGCGAGGAUCUGAUUGAUUAGCAGGGGUGGAUCUUUGGUCGCUUCUCUCAUUUUUCGUAUGUGCGGUAGUAAUGUUUUUUUUGUUCUGAGAUAGAGAUACAUGUCUCUUUGGGGUAGGGAAUGUUUUGAUCCUGGUUCCCUUCAGCAGUUCCUCCACCCUAUGUACGCCCCUGGUUAUCCAACUCACCAUGGGAAGGUCUGGAGAAAAUAUGGUCAGGGACUCCAGUGGAGCCUCUUUGAUGAGCAAGUGCGGAUCCAGAAUUAGACAGCUCCAGAUCCGCCAUGAGCUCAGCAGGAACCGGGAGUAG